Molecule: messenger RNA, 2511 nt
Organism: Physeter macrocephalus (sperm whale)
Lineage: Eukaryota; Metazoa; Chordata; Mammalia; Artiodactyla; Physeteridae
Gene: RHPN1
Product: rhophilin Rho GTPase binding protein 1
Exons: 11
Coding region: 540-2342 (600 amino acids)
Biological process (GO): signal transduction; negative regulation of stress fiber assembly
Molecular function (GO): protein binding
Source: RefSeq, a predicted model, not a curated record
UGGCCUGUGAGCCCUGGGCUCUGGGGGGUCUUCGGGGCUUCCUGGUCCAGCCUUCUCACGGAGAGGAAGACUCUGAGGCCCAGAGAGAAGAGGGGUCUGCCCUGGAGCCGCUUGGCCUCUCCAGGCUACGGAGGUUUUGGAUUGGGUGGGCUUUGCAGAAAGGCACGCACCCUGGAAUGGGUGUCAGCAAAACUGGAGGCCCCAAGCCGGCUGCAGGGUCUUGACUCUCACUCUGAGGGUCCCGCUGGCGGGGGCCACCUCUUCCAGUCAGAGCCUGUGCUGAGAAAACCCGCUGGUUCCCGGGUCCUCGUUGGCGCUCGUGAGCCCGGCUGCCCUGGGCAGCUUGCCACUCCAGCCAGGCCGGCAGAAAGGUGCCUCACCUCUCAGUCUCAGUGUCCUCGCCUGUCCAGUGGCAGGAGCUGAUCUCAGGGCACUUUGGAGAGGACAGUGCUUCCUACGAGGCUGAAAUCCGGGAGCUGGAGGACCUGCGGCAGGUGGGUGGGCUCCUCCCAGUCCAUAGGUGAGAAGGCAGAGGCUCGAUGCCGCUGGCCCUGUGGCAAUGGCUACUCCGUGCCUGUCCCCACCCCGGGGACCCUGCCUGGGUCUCUCGCCCCAAUGCCCCGCACAGUCUCCUGGAGUGGCACACGUGGUCCACAGCAGCGCCCGGGAGGGCAGGUGUGACCGUGUCCACCCCUCGACCCUGGGGUGCUCCCCUGGGGCUGUGGCAUUCAAGGGGAUCCCCAGGGCGCCGCGCAUGGCAUGAGGUGGGCUGGGGCCAUGGGACCCCGCUGACUUCCACCCGGCAGGCCACGCGGACCCCUAGCCGGAGCGAGGCGGGCCUGGAGCUGCUCACGGCCUACUACAAUCAGCUGUGUUUCCAGGAGGCGCGCUUUGUCACCCCUGCCAGGAGCCUGGGGCUGCUGUUCCACUGGUACGACUCGCUGACGGGGGUUCCGGCCCAGCAGCGGGCCCUGGCCUUCGAGAAGGGCAGCGUGCUCUUCAACAUCGGCGCCCUCCACACCCAGAUCGGGGCUCGCCAGGACCGCUCCUGCCCCGAGGGCACCAGCAGUGCUGUGGAGGCCUUUCAGAGGGCUGCGGGGGCCUUCAGCCUCCUGAGGGAGAACUUCUCCCACGCGCCCAGCCCCGACAUGAGCCCCGCCUCACUCUCCAUGCUGGAGCAGCUCAUGACCGCCCAGGCCCAGGAGUGCGUCUUCGAGGGCCUCUCGCUGCAGGCCCCCGUGGCCCCCCCUGACUGCCUGGCCCAGCUCCGCCUGGCUCAGGAGGCCGCCCAGCAGGUGGCGGCCGAGUACCGGCUGGCACACCAGACCAUGGCCCAGCCGCCCGUCCAGGACUACGUGCCCUUCCCCUGGACCACCCUGGUGCACGUGAAGGCCGAGUACUUCCGCGCCCUGGCCCACUACCACGCGGCCCUGGCCCUGUGUGACGGCGCCCCGGUGGCAGAGGCGGAGCUUCCAGCCCUCGAGCAGAUCUUCCUCGGGCUCCCGGCCUCGUCCGAGCCCCGGGGCCCCGCACUGCCCCAGGAGCAGGAGGAACGCCGGAAGCUGGGCAAGGCCCACCUGAAGCGGGCCAUCCUGGGUCAGGAGGAGGCCCUGCGGCUGCAUGCCGUGUGCCGGGCCCUGCGCCGGGUGGACCUGCUGCAGGUCGUGCUGGCCCAGGCGCUGCAGCGCUCUCUGGCCAAGUACUCGGAACUCGACCUCGAGGACGACUUCUGUGAGGCCGCCGAGGCCCCUGACGUCCGGCGUGAGCAGCCAGGCCCCUUGGCUAAGACGCAGCGGAGGCCGGAGGGCAGGCCCCCCAGCUUCUCCCGGGUGAAGGUGGCUGAUAUCUUCCAUCGGCUGGGGCCCCUGUCCGUGUUCUCAGCCAAGAACCGCUGGCGGCUGGCAGGGCCCAUCCACGUGGCCCGAGGAGAGGGGGGCUUCGGCUUCACGCUGCGGGGCGACGCGCCCGUUCUCAUCGCUGCCGUCGUUCCAGGGGGCCGGGCCGCGGCGGCCGGCCUGAAGGAGGGUGACUACAUCGUGUCGGUGAACGGGCAGCCGUGCAGGUGGUGGAAGCAUGCAGAUGUGGUAGCCCAGCUGAAGGGCGUGGGCGACGAGGCCGUGAGCCUGCAGGUGCUGACGCCGCUGCAGCCCGGUGGCGGCGCCGAGGCGCCCGGCUCGGGGGACCGCCGGCCAGCCCCGUGGGGGCUUCUGAGGAGCCAGGAGGAGUGCGCCUGGGAGACACCAGGGCCCGCACAAGCCAGCCCCAGGCCCCUCCUCGGCUGGAGCCGCAAGGCCAAGAGGGGGAAGACUGGAAGGAGGCUGUCCCCUGCCCCACAGCCCUGAGCUGGGCCGCCCAGGCUGGCAGUGAGGGGCCAGCUCUCCCCACACCCGAUUCCCAGCACAGGCUCCAGCUGGCUGCGAGUGAGGACCCCAGGCACGCCUUCCUGACCCCAGAGCAGCUUCGGGCCAGUUUGCUGCCCACCCAGUGCCCGGAGCUGCCCAUUAAAGACAU